Zea mays is the source of this 721-nucleotide messenger RNA. Its product is annotated as protein disulfide-isomerase LQY1, chloroplastic. The transcript has 4 exons. NCBI's taxonomy places the organism in Eukaryota, Viridiplantae, Streptophyta, Magnoliopsida, Poales, Poaceae. The coding region runs from base 15 to 542 and encodes 175 amino acids. The record is from RefSeq and is a predicted model, not a curated record.
CACACUUAACUGAAAUGAGAGAAAGGGAAAGAAAUUAUCCGAACAACGCCCUCCUAUCACUGCCACGUCACCGCAUUUGCACCCAGCUUUCCUCCCAUCCCAUGGCUUCCCUCCUCUGCCCCGCCUCUUCCUGCCCCUCUGCUUCACUGCGCCGCACAGCCGCCUCCCCCGCUGCACCAUCCUUCGCCUCAAGUCGGCACUACGGAGCCCCGCUUACGUUCCGAGUCGCCUCUCAGCCGCCGCAGGCCCUUGCCGCGGCCCCUUACGGCUACGGCAGCGACCUGCUCAGGCCCAUCGACACACAGACGAUCAUCAUAGCCGCCGCCGUCGUAUCCGCAGUCUCCCUCUCUCUCGUCCUCGGCCUCAAGGGCGACCCGGUGCCGUGCGACAGGUGCGCUGGGAAUGGGGGCACGAAGUGUGUGUUCUGCAACGAUGGCAAAAUGAAGGUGGAAAAUGGAGUCGUUGAGUGCCGUGUAUGCAGAGGAGCAGGGCUAAUACUUUGCAAGAAGUGUGCUGGUUCUGGAUACUCCAAGCGGUUGUAGCGGAAUCCCGGUUUGACUGGCAUUCUGUGCAGUUUGACAUCCGAAAGAUGGACUUUGUACAGAUGUAUAUACACUCUUCUCUUCUCUAUCAGCAAAUAUGUAUGUCCAGGCAGAGAUGAGCUUGAAGGGAAGCUGAUUUACAGUCUGCUGAUAUAUUAUCAGUUGCAGUUCAUUUAUCA